Lathyrus oleraceus (garden pea) is the source of this 684-nucleotide messenger RNA. RefSeq names its product lysine-rich arabinogalactan protein 19-like. The transcript has a single exon. The coding region runs from base 1 to 684 and encodes 227 amino acids. NCBI's taxonomy places the organism in Eukaryota, Viridiplantae, Streptophyta, Magnoliopsida, Fabales, Fabaceae. The record is from RefSeq and is a predicted model, not a curated record.
AUGAAGAGGAUGCGAGAGCCCUCUGAGAAGUCCAACAAGGAAAAGCAAGCUAAGUUGGGAGAAUCCUCUGGAUCAAGACCCCUAAUUCCUCUGGUUGGCUCUCCAGGUAAGUCUGUACCUCUCCCUCGCUUUCUCAAAAUUAAACCAAUUGCUUCUUCUCUUCCCCAAACAACUCCUAUUUACACCUCUUCUGAAACUACUCCCUCAACCACCAGAUCCUCUAAGCCACCCUCUCUUAAAUUCAACCUCGCUACCACCACAUUACCUGUUUCGAAAGCAGAAAUGCUGAAUGAAACCACUUCACCAUCAUCAUCACCAUCUCCUCAAUCCCCACCGUACUACGAACUCUUCUAUAACAUCGAACCAUCUGACCCCCAAUCCCCCACUAUGGGUCUUCUCCAAGCUCGUGCUCUGGCCUCUCAACAGCCAUCACAUCCUGAACCUGAACAAGACGUCACUUCCUCACCUCCAGAACAUCCAAAUCCAACCACAUGUGAACCACCUCAAACACCACCUGAACAACAACCAACCCACUCUGAACCACAACCAACCCCACAACCUGAACUAUCCUCAAAGACCCACUCUGACAUACCACUACCCAUCACUUCUGCUGACCCAACAACUCCCACACUUAAUCUAACUACCCCAAACUCACCCUCCCCAGCCUCUGCCACUGAACCAUAA